GCAAACAUUCCUGUUCGGCUGCGCCUGCCUGCCCACAAGGGCACAGAAUCAGACGAAAAACAGAAGAACUCUGGCCCGUGAAUUACAUUUGUACUGAACUGCACCCCUGUGAAGCUUCACAGGAAAUUUGACACACAUUUGUUUAUGAAAAUUGAAUACAGUCUUAUUACCUUUGAUGGAGUGUUGAGCUACUUUCCCAAAUCCUAGAUUACAGCAAGGACACUGUGCUGGACAAUAACUCCUCCCCUUCUCUCAAAUCCCCCUUUAUAAUCCCUGCAGAUAUCUGCCAGCAGCAUAAGGUGUGUUGUACUUGUUUGUAGGCCUACAUGGCACAGACUCUUGUGUCACACUAGUGUGAAAGUAUAACUUCUUUACAGGCUUAGCUGCGGGAAAGUGACAUGAACGUGCAUUUUAGCCGACCAUUCAGAAAACAAAAAACAGCCAUGCAUUAGGGCUAAAAUGGUUGAUGUUGUAUCACCACACACCAUGCCAUCGGAAAGUGAGGUUCUUGUGGCAAGGUGCUUUCUCACCAAGAUUUUGCAAAGCUCUAUGAGGAAGAAUCGCUUCAAAGGGAAGAAUGAUCAGAGCUCACGGCCUCAUUCCUGGCACUCCUCUAAGCUGACAGAGGAGGGGUCCGAGCCCCUUGGCAGAGAAACCACCCCAGUGUCGGUGUGGCAACAAAAAGAAGCAAGACUCAAAGAGUCACCCUGUCAAAAAGACCACAAUAACCAGCAUCUGCUAACUGGCCAUCUCAACUCAAUGAGCCACAUGGAGAAACUGGGGCAUCCUGCUCCUCCUUUCCCACCACAUCGUGGUUCCCUGACUAAAUACACGAGCAGCAGCGAGCCUCCCAGUGGUACAGAAAGCAAAAGAGACACAUUUAGCUGUUUCUCCAGUGGCUCCAACACUCUGGUUCUAGACUCAAGCUCACUUGGCAGGAAGGGAACCAGGAUGGAAAACAUUUUUUUCAAGGGUGUUCAGGAUGAAGGGCCCUUUACAGUGGCGCACCCAGAGUACUUGCAGACUCCUUGCCAGGAGGGGUUAUGGUUGGACGAGCAGAACUCCUCAUGGAUGUCAAGUAGAUUUAGGCCCAGCGUUGGUUCAGUGUGGAAGGUACCAGAAAAGAAGAAGCCCAAGUCUCCUCCACCUCCCUUAAGGCACAAUGACAGUUGUGUUGCCACAAGGGUGUUUCCAUACUCUGAGCGAUCUGAAAAAAAUCCAAACACUCAUCGCAGGUCAGUUGAAAAGCUGACUGAAGGGAAGAUAUCUCACCCAGAAAAAAACACCAAGUCCAGUUAUAGCGUCACCUCACUGUCAGACAAAGACUUUCUUCAUCCCAGCAGAGUAGGUGAACACAACGAACUACACCCAAACAAACAUUUUUCAUUGUCUAGCAAUGAUGUCAGACAAUCUCAGUACACCAACAGACCUUACCAUCCGAAACAGUACAGUGAUGAGAGCCCCUUGUAUCUCCAGACAAGCCUAGCUCCUCACAUUCAGAGUGUUGGAAGUUACUAUCGCAGUUUACAGGAUCUGCCAAUGAAGGCCUCCAGCGGUAAAUUGGUCUGUUGUUCUUCAGCCUCCAGGGCUCCCACAAACCUAGAAAAUGACACUUACACUGGUCCGGUAAACAAAAAAGGAAACCAUCAGAUGGCCCACACAGAAAAUAUAGGGCACAAUGGUCUUCUGAAAAAUGUCCUUCUGCUUGACGCCCAAAGCUCUGAAUGCUCUCACUACCGUGACCCAGAGGAGGCCACAGAGAAAAAUGAAAGACAUACUAACAAACAAAGAAUUUUCCCAGCUCAUCAAAGUAGUAAUCACAAGAUAGGUCUUUCAAGGCUCCAUGACCCCUGGGUGCCACAAGAGCACCACCGAAUAUCCCCCUUAGAAACACCAAUGCUUCAUUCACUGACAAAUGAAAGUAGAAUUCAAAUGGGAGUUAAACCAACAAGUAUUGUGUCAUCCCAGAAUGUCUGCGACUCCAUGGUCGCCAGUGUUGGGAAAUCCAGUCGGCGUGGUGACCGUUAUGCCACUACACUACGGAAUGAAGUGCAGCAGAAGCGAGCUCAGCUGCAAAAAAGCUGUAGUGCUGCAACGCUGACUUGCGAUGUCCAGGAGGAGGACCCUGCAGAGUGGAAAUAUGCAGAGCCUUCUUCAUCAUGCAGCAUCUCCUCCUCAAAUACCUACAAAGACAAUCUGAAAGAGGUGCAGGCCAGGGUCCUACAGGCUACCUCUUUUCAGAGACGUGAUCUAGAACCCCUUGGAGCAGAGGCACCAGUGCUUAAAAACUCUAAUGAACGCAUUAGAGGACGUAAGCAUUUUCCCCUGGCCAAACGUAUGCAUUCCUUCUCAGAACCUGACAUGAUCGAUCUGGUAGGAGUGGACAGAGAGGAUCAAGAAAAAGCUUUUGACCAAAUGACCUUCUUUGAGCCCAAGCCAGCAUUUUCAAAACCAUGUAGGCCAGAUUCAACAUCCAACACAGAUUUAAAUCCAAGUGGAGGUAAGGAAAUUCAAACCAAAGUGAGAAGUAUGUCAGAGGAGGCUCAGGAGACUUAUCGGUCAGUAGAAACCAACUGUCUCAGCCCCCCAGGGGAGGAGGUCCUACUGGAGCAACAGAAGCUUGGAACCUUUGCUGAGUACCAAGCCACGUGGAACAAACAGAAGAGGACAUCUGAAGCCAAGAUUCAAGGCAGGUACUACUCAGCAGAAAACAUCUUGGAAACUGAAGCUGAGGAGAAGGCAGUGUCCUUUCAUGAGAGAUCCAGAUCUUCUCCCUCUGCAGAUUUCUGUACUCAGAAUAUUCCAUCCCUGUGGAGAGAUCCUCAAAAGAAGCAGAGCAAUGACCCUGCAAGAAACGAUUCUCCAGUCUCCAGCUUCACUGACCAGCAGCCUGGUCCAGAUGCUGUCAACCCAACCUUUGCAGUCUCCUCUGGUCCUUGUAGCCUGGGCCCUCUCCUUGGCUUCCAGCUCCCAGCCCAGCCUUUACAAGCCAAUGCUGUCUCACCAUCCAGGCCCCAUUUAGGCCCAGAAACAACUUGCUUGUCCCAGGAUUUCCUUUCAGCAAAACUUGCAAACCCAGUGAUGGUUCAUCCCCCGUCCAGUUUGGACACCACCACGAAGGGCCCGACCCCUCCUGGCUCUCCGCGCAGGAUGCCUCAAUCUGACAGGAGCACAGGAGAUGUAGAAAGCAAGAAGGAGCAGAUAGCAUCUUCCUUCUCUUCGUCUCAUCUUGCAAUGAAGCUCCCUCACUCUCCCUCGCCACAUAGUCACGCUUCGCGGCUGAUGGACAAACAGCUGGCUUUGUCCAUGCAGGAGGAUUCACCUCUUUGGUCUGAAAAUGACUCUAAGCUCUCAAAAACUGUGAUGAACGUUAACAGGUCAGGGAGAAAAGUUCUUGGGGUGGUCCCAACUAACCCAUCUCAGAGCUGCAAUACCUCUGGCAUCAUGAAACCAAGCGCCGACAUCAUCUCGGUGGAUGCCAGUGAGAUGUGGCCCUCCUCAGUAUUCAAUGUCUGCAGACAGCAGCCUACUAAGGACCUGGGACCUGAAUCGCAACAGUUCAGAGUCAAAGAUAGCAUUUCAGAGUCAAACCUAACAGGACAAGGAGACGCCAAGACAGAGCAACUGGUCAGGGACAUCUUGGUCAAAGAUAAAUCCCUGAUGGAGAUCUUACAUCAGAGUGGAAGGAAGACUACAAUGGAUUUGAUGGAGGGACUAUUUCUCCAAGAGAAACAGAUCUUGGAGGGGGUCCAGCAACGCAGGAGACCCUCCAGUGGUUCCAAGCUGCCCAGCACAAGCAGGAGAGAUGAGGAGGAUGUCUCUCCAGCAGAUUCGCUGGUUCCCAGCUCCUCCUACUACAACACAUCAGCUCCAAAAGCUGAGCUCCUCAUUAAGAUGAAGGACAUGCAGGAGCAAUUGCUGGAACAAGACUCUGAGGAUGAGGUGGAUGUGGACUUGGCCAGUAAAAAGCAGGAGCUGAUCUCAAGCCUGGCCAAGAAGCUGGAGGUGCUACGGGAGGCACGACGAAGCCUACAGGAGGAUGUAGAGGACAACGAGGCUUUGGGUAGCGAGGUGGAGACAACCGUGCAGCGCUUUUGCCUGGCCAACCAGCUGGACAAGUUCCGAAUGUUUGUGGGCGACUUGGACAAAGUCGUGAGCCUGCUGCUGUCACUGUCGGGUCGUUUGGCGCGGGUGGAGAAUGCGCUCAACGGUCUGGAAGAUGGAGCGCCCCCGGAGGAGAAGCGCACCCUGACUGAGAAGCGCAAACUGCUAAUGCAGCAGUAUGAGGAUGCCAAAGAGCUGAAGGACAACUUGGACCGACGGGAGCGUCUGGUGUCCACUAUAAUGGAGGCCCACUUGGACCCUGAACGCCUGGACGACUAUCGCCAUUUUGUCAAGAUGAAGUCCGCCCUCAUCAUCGAGCAGCGCAAACUUGAGGACAAAAUCAAUCUGGGUGAGGAGCAGCUUAAGUGCCUACUGGACAGUCUGCCACUACAGCAGAGGUCACAGUUUUAAUACCCCCGUCCUGGAACCAAACCCAACCCCAGAGUGCAAGAAGAAGCUCUUCACUGGCCUCUGGACUGGUUACACUCUUUUAACUGGUUACGCUGUCACUGGCUGUGUAUCCCAUGAAGGAUUUCUUUUGCACAUGAUGUGUCAUGCUGUUAUGCACGUACUGUAUAUGACAGUGCUCAAUAUUACUGAAUCAAUGCACUUCUAGUCCUAUGACUUCCAUCCAUCCAUCCAUUUUCUGAGCCGCUUCUCCUCACUAGGGUCGCGGGCGUGCUGGAGCCUAUCCCAGCUGUCAUCGGGCAGGAGGCGGGGUAGACCCUGAACUGGUUGCCAGCCAAUCGCAGGGCACAUAGAAACAAACAACCAUUCGCACUCACAGUCAUGCCUACGGGCAAUUGAGAGUCUCCAAUUAAUGCAUGUUUUUGGGAUAUGGGAGGAAACCGGAGUGCCCGGAGAAAACCCACGCAGGCACGGGGAGAACAUGCAAACUCCACACAGGCGGGGCCGGGAAUUGAACCCGGGUCCUCAGAACUGUGAGGCUGACGCUCUAACCAGUCAUCCACCGUGCCGCCAUCCUAUGACUUCAAUGGGAUUAUUGAUUUGAAUCUAUUUUGACAUUCAUCUCUCAAGAUGGAAGGCUGGAUUGAAAACACUGAAAAUUUUAAUAUUCCCCAAAAUCAUACUUUUCAUUUUGAUGGAUGCCGAUAGGAGAUAAAUGCCUGCUAAAUGAGAAAUGAUGCUUUGCAUCUCCUAGGUCAUUGAUGGUGUAAAUCAUAUCUAUAUGGCUGCAUCUAGCUGGGAAAGAAAGCCAGAAACUGGACACAAUUAUCUUUGUGAAUCGUGCAGCCAAAAUACACAGAAACAAAAAACAGGUUUAUUCUCCAUCGUCCAUGUCAGUACUGAUAUGCUUAUCUCCAAGUUGCAAAAUCACUGCCUGGGUUUGUAUUUGGUAUUUUGUUCUCAUUUGUUACAUAUUGUUUAAAAUCUCGGUGGAGACACAAUGCCACAAAAGAAAUUAUUAUUAUUUUUUUUUUUUUUGCUUUUGUAAUCCCUUAAAAUGCAUGAUGUUUGUUGUUUUCUAUUCAGUGGAAGACUUAAAACAUCUAGGUGGUUUCUACUGACAAACAGGUGUUUACUGAUGUGUGACACUGAUUUAAAAGUCUCCAACGGGAUACAGUAUCCCUUGCCUGGUGCUUAACCAGGAAUUGUACACAAUAUCUGUCCAUUGGCAUUGUUAAGCCACACCUCAUGUGCACCCUUUCACCGGGGCAAAUGCAAUAAAAGAUCAGGUGAUCACUUCUUUUUGUUUCCUGUUGUCCACUCCAUUUAGACUGAUUAAAUCAGGGGUGUACAUACUUUGUUCUCCA
This is a messenger RNA of Phycodurus eques (leafy seadragon), 5879 nucleotides long. Its product is annotated as protein Shroom2-like. Gene Ontology annotation, biological process: actin filament organization. The coding region runs from base 460 to 4515 and encodes 1351 amino acids. NCBI's taxonomy places the organism in Eukaryota, Metazoa, Chordata, Actinopteri, Syngnathiformes, Syngnathidae. The record is from RefSeq and is a predicted model, not a curated record. Gene Ontology annotation, cellular component: adherens junction; apical plasma membrane; apical junction complex. The transcript is spliced from 11 exons. Gene Ontology annotation, molecular function: actin filament binding.